Messenger RNA from Ruditapes philippinarum (Manila clam), 1069 nucleotides. RefSeq names its product suppressor of tumorigenicity 14 protein-like. The record is from RefSeq and is a predicted model, not a curated record. Gene Ontology annotation, molecular function: protein binding. NCBI's taxonomy places the organism in Eukaryota, Metazoa, Mollusca, Bivalvia, Venerida, Veneridae. The transcript has 6 exons. The coding region runs from base 1 to 747 and encodes 248 amino acids.
AUGGACGGCAAUGAUUUUCAAGAGUGUGAUGAAAAUGAAUAUAGAUGUACAAGUGGUCAAUGUAUUCAAUCUGAUCAAAGAUGUGACACUUUCGAAGAUUGUUUGGACGGUUCUGAUGAGCAAAAUUGUCAAACCUGUAGUUCAUCAGACGUGUUUAACUGUGACUUUAUAAGAUGUAUACCAAGAAGACUUGUCUGUGAUGGUUACCCAGAUUGUGAAGAUAAAGCUGACGAGACAUCUUGUAACACAAAUAAUUUUAAAACAUGCAGGGAUUUAUGGGAAGCCGGAUAUAGAGACUCAAAAGAGUACCAAGUUCCAGCCGCACUCUAUACCAACAAGAUAACAAUAUUUUGUGACUUUUCAUCCUUGACCACCGAUAAUAUCAUACGUACGAUCUUAUAUACGGACCUUAUUGAAUGGAACGCAGAAACUAUAUUCUACACAACAUAUGCACUAGUUGACCUUUUUGAACUAGAACCUUUUGAUGACGUUGAUGAACUAGGAUUAAGUAGUGACGUCAAACGAAAUUGCUCUUACCAGGUGAUACAGACAUGUGUACCAUGGCUAAGUGCUGCAGCGGCUGUAGACGAUCCAAAUUUUGAACAUAUCUACAAAAACUGCCGAUGCCUGAACAUAACCAUUGAAGUCCAAUUCCUAGAAUAUAACAUUGCGUAUGUACAAUUUGGUAUUAUGGGUUCUAACAUAUGUAAUAAAAAAGUAAUUCCUUUGACUCGUAAACAGAUAUAAAUUUAACUUAUUAUAAUAAAACAGUAAAAUAGUUUCCCUAUAUAACAACAGAAAUUGUUUUAAAUUUGUUUGUACUUGAAUAUUUUAAUAAAUAAUUGCAAUUUGAAAACAUUAAUCCUCAUGAAUGGUGAAUAAUUGUGAGGUUAACCUAUUUUGCGCACCUGGACCAACCAAUGGCGAAAGACGUCACCUGUUUUAAAUUAUCUACAUUAGUUCAUUUUUCACACGCUUCUAAAAACGCAGUAUUCCUUUAAAACUCGGACAUCAUGAACGCGUAUAUUUUGUUUUUGUCUCUCAACAAUAAAACUACCUUUUUAAGGGC